GUAAGAAUUUCUUGGGCAAAAAGGGAUUGCAAAGAGAAAAAGUUUGACAACAUGCUGUAGAGAAUUGGAGGAGGGAGAGAACUAGAAAAAGUUUUUUGUUGUUGUCUUUGACCUUUACAUCAAAGGGACCAAUGUGUUUCUUCCCCUCCCAGAACCCUCCCUCAGCAAAUAAUAAAACAAAAGGCUGGGAAAAGGAGGUAGUAAGUAAUUCAGCAAAACUAACUCAUGUAUCAACCAAGUUUGAAAGUGUAUGCCAGAGAGCUUCAGGUGAAAGACUUUAGAGAGGAAUUGGCCUGCAGCUGAGCCUCGGAGGAGCUGAGGAGGCCCAGGGAGGCAGGUGAUGUAGGGCAGGUGAGCUGGAGCUUUGAGUGCAUGGAGAGGAGCACUGGGAAAGUCGUCUGGAACUAGGCUGUGGAAGUCCUCAAGGGAUUGGCGUGUUCUCUUAGUAGCAGGAGCUUUUGAAGGUUUGGGGAAGUGUGACCGCCAUGACAGUGUUUUUCCCUUUGGACACUGCCAGGCUUCGACUUCAGGUUGACGAGAAGCGAAAAUCCAAGACUACACACACAGUGCUGAUGGAGAUCAUUAAAGAGGAAGGCCUCCUGGCACCGUACCGAGGGUGGUUUCCAGUUAUCUCCAGUCUUUGCUGCUCCAAUUUUGUCUAUUUCUAUACUUUUAAUAGCCUCAAAGCUGUCUGGGUCAAAGGGCAACAUUCAACAACAGGAAAGGACUUGGUGGUUGGAUUUGUCGCAGGUGUGGUGAACGUGCUGCUGACCACGCCACUGUGGGUGGUGAACACGCGGCUGAAGCUCCAGGGGGCCAAGUUCAGGAAUGAGGACAUUGUGCCCACCAACUACAAGGGCAUCUUGGAUGCUUUUCGCCAAAUCAUGCGAGACGAAGGGAUCAUGGCUCUGUGGAACGGCACACUCCCCUCCCUCCUGCUGGUCUUCAACCCUGCCAUCCAGUUCAUGUUCUACGAAGGACUCAAGAGGCAGCUCUUGAAGAGACGCCUGCAGCUUACUUCUCUGGACGUGUUUGUCAUUGGGGCCAUUGCCAAGGCCAUCGCCACCACAGUCACCUACCCGAUGCAGACAGUGCAGUCCAUUCUGAGGUUUGGACGCCACCGGCUGAACCCCGAGAACCGAACACUAGGAAGCCUUCGGAACGUUCUUUACCUUCUUCACCAGCGAGUGAGGCGUUUUGGAAUGAUGGGACUUUACAAAGGCCUGGAAGCCAAACUGCUGCAGACGGUGCUCACGGCCGCCCUCAUGUUCCUCGUCUAUGAGAAGCUGACUGCCGCCACCUUCAAGGUCAUGGGCCUGAGGAAUGGGCACAAGCGCUGAGAGGGGGCCCGGGGGGAAGGGCCCAGGGGAAGGUCGAGGGGUCCUCCUCCGUGGUGGAUGAGAAGACCCUUCUCGGACUCCCGGCUCCGGAAGCAGCCGGGGGCACACAGCCUGAGGUUGCCGGACUGCUGCCAACUUUUAUCACGGUUGGUGUAAUUUCUGUGGACCCAGGGUCUCUAAGAAAACUUUAUUAAAGAUCUGCAGAUGUAAACACUCGUCUCUUCCGGGAUUUGGAUGGUUUCUUUAGGGAGCGUCACUGCUGGACCCUAGCCUUCCUUCCUAGUUCCUCCUCCAGCUUAGUGGCUGGGCUCAUUCCAUGGCCUUGUCCCAGUCUCUGCCCCCCUCCCGGUGUGACGGCGGCCUCCAGCCCCUGCCCCUCACCCUCUCAUGGACCCCACGCUCAUUCCUCUCCUGGGCCCGGCUUCCCCCAGCCCCUCCCCCCAGACCUGGGACCCGGUUCCUGAGGGCUCCCAGACGAGGGAGCUCCUUCUGCUGUCGGUGUCAGGAGGCUGCCUCAAGGGCUGGGCCAGGAGCUAGCUUACCCCGGCUCCCACAGCUGACCUGCGUGAGACUGGACCCCAGGACUUCUCGGCUCCAGGGGCAGCUCUGUGAGACGUGAGAGACAUCCCCGAGACAGAGCCUUUACUGCGUGCUUUAUGGGAGGGGGAGCCAUCAGAUGGGGCAUAUUUAUAUGGCACUUUAUGAUUUUCCAAUAAAGUCUUGUCAGACACUUCC
Molecule: messenger RNA, 2075 nt
Organism: Sarcophilus harrisii (Tasmanian devil)
Lineage: Eukaryota; Metazoa; Chordata; Mammalia; Dasyuromorphia; Dasyuridae
Gene: SLC25A17
Product: solute carrier family 25 member 17
Exons: 9
Coding region: 486-1340 (284 amino acids)
Biological process (GO): transmembrane transport
Cellular component (GO): peroxisomal membrane
Molecular function (GO): NAD transmembrane transporter activity; ATP transmembrane transporter activity; AMP transmembrane transporter activity
Source: RefSeq, a predicted model, not a curated record